AUGGAUGGAGAUGAUGCGACUCCUGUUCCGCAGGUGGCAAGCAGUAGCCCACAGAGCACACCUCUACCUCUGCUUCCUGCACGAAAUGGGAGUGGAGGGUUUGUUAGGGAUGAAAAUAUGAUGACUCUGAGGGAGCAAGAAAAUGUUAUCAACAAACUUGACAAAGAAAAUUUCAACUUGAAGCUGAAAAUCCAUUUCCUCGAAGACAAGCUACACAAAUCCGGACCAGAUUUGAACCGAACCGCUCUACAAGAGAAUAUAGAGCUCAAGGUCAGCGGGAAGUCAAUGGAGCGGGAGCUGGCUCGCUGCAAAAAGAGUUUAAUGCGGGCUGAGCGAAAGGCAGAAGCAUGUCAAAGUGAACUCGAAGAAUUCCAAGAACGAUGGAAGCGAAAGCAAGCAGAUGGCACGCUACAGAAGGAAUUGAGUUGGCUGAAGGAGGAGGCCGAGUCAAAAGAUAUAGAAAUCGACGAGUUACGAGAAGAGCUAAAAGCCGCUCAAAACAAAGAUUCGGAUGAAUUGCAGGAGCUGCGUGACCAAAUUAGCGACUUGGAAUACACCGUUAGAGAAAAGGACCGACUCCUAGAUGAGAAGGAGAGCGAGAUUGAGGAGCUCAAAGAUAAAGAUUCACAUGAACAGAGUUCACUUGCCGAAUUGGAAGGCCAACUUGAGCGGGCCAGGAAUCAAAUAGAUGAACUGAAAGACAGCAUCGAAAAGCUAAAAAACGAGACACAAUACUCGGAAGCCGCCUGCCAAAAAGCCACUGAAGAAAAGGACCGGGCACUUGAAGACUUAAAAGAGCUACAGGACGAGAUGGCUAACAAGUCAUUUUAUACGAAGGGAUUAAGUCGUCAACUGGAAGAGAAAGCAAGUGCCCUCGAAAAUGAUUUAAGCACCUUACAACGACAAUUCAAUGCCUCUCAAGAAGAGCUGGAAAACAAAAGAAAGGUCGAACGCCAGUUUGAACAGCAUGUACACGAACUCCAACAGGAUCUUAUUUUGGAAAAGGCUAGGCUUGAAGAUAGAAUCGAAUUGGCCGAGCAUGAACGUGACAGAGCGAAAAGGGAACGCGAUUCGCUUUCAUCCCGGCUACAAGAGGCGGAAGAUGAACUUCGAGCAAGGGGAGAUGCCAAAGGCCUACUACAAACUCGGCACGACGCUUUAACCGACGAGUCUCAAGCGCUACAAAGGGACCUAGAAAGAGCGCAAAAUACUAUUGCCGAUUUGGAACGCCAGAUUGCGGAUGAGAAGCAGAGAUCCUUCGAGAGUAUCGAAGAUGUCAGGUUACUUCACAAAGACAAGAUUGAUCAGUUGCAUGAUGACAUUGAAUCUCUUCAGCGAAGGCUUGAAGAUAACGAAGCUCAAUAUAAUGUUGAUCGGGAUAAAUGGGAUGGCAUCAAGCGUACAUUGGAAUUGCAAAAACAUCAAGCAGAACAACAAGCUAGCGGAUACAAGCGGACCAUCGACAGGCUCCAUCACACGGAAACUUCUCUGUCAGACAAAGAAAAGAAGUUGCAGGAUGCCAUGGACAGUGAGAAAAAACAGUACCUGCAGGAAAAGGAUCUAUUAAGUCGCCAAAUCAAAGAGCUUCACGAUGACGUCGCCUCUCGACGACAAUUGACUGAGAGACAAAGGCUCGAAUUACUUUCCUUGAAGGAAGAUUUAAGGUCUGCCAGGCGCGAGGUAGAGACCUUGAGGGAGAGAAUCCAGAACUUGGAAGACGAGGCCAUUGUUCUCAAGGCAACGCUUGAAGAGGAACGGGGCUUUGAGAAUCAGCGGAAAAAUGGUGCUACUGAAGUUGAGAAGCAAUUACAAGCUUCUAUCCGCGAUAGGCAAUCUUUGCGUGAUCAGCUAACAGGAGCAGAAACAGAACUGAGCCAACUUCGAGCUACAAUUCCUGAUUUGAAAGCAGAUCGCGACGAAUUAAGGAGCCAGCUUAACCGUAUUCAUGGUCAGGUAGAUGAAACGUAUCGACUUGAUCAGGAGAAACUCGAGCUUCGGAAAGCAAAGCUGCGCCUUGAAAGUGAACUCAAACGCUUGAAGGAGGAAAAGGGACUCUUGGUUGAGGCGAAGACUGCGCUGAGAAAUGAGCUUGAUAAUGAAGUUGAGAGGGCUGCAUCUGAGGAGAAUCGGCUCUCAGCAGAGAUUGACCAGUUGCAAGACAAGCUUUUCAUUACUUCCGAGAAGCGAGAUCGCGAGCUGGCAUCUGCGAAACAUAAAGCAGACCGUCUAGAGAAGCGCGUUAAAGAUCUGGAAGCUAUUCUUGACCAACAACGGCCAACUGAACUCGACAUCGCCCCGAUAACGUCGGAUUCUUCCAUUAUCCGUCAUCAUCUAGACGAAUCCCGCAAGAAGGAAAGAGCAGCUCUUCAGCGGGAAGUGGAUCUCAAGUCGUCUAUUCGACAGCUCAAAGCUCGUAUUGGGGAUCUUGAGACUGAGAACCAUGAGCUGCAGACUCAGAAAUUCGAUCCAAUCACCUCGGGUGCGGGCACAUCACCGGCGUCAAAAUUCCUCGAAGAGAACCGCAAGCUCCGCAAUCAGCUGCUUGAAGCUCAUAAGAAGAUGAAGGAGUUACGGGUCAAGUCCCACGAUCUUCAAAGACAUGCGAUGAUGGGAGAAGAACGAAAAGAUCUUCAUGAGCUACUCAAAUCUGCAACCCUUGAGGCAGAAUCUCUCUCGGUCAAGUUGUCGGAACGCGAUGCCCGUGUCAAUGAACUCCGGAAUCAUCUCCAUCGAGUCCGCGAAGAGAGGACUCUGUCAAGAAAACAAGCCGACGCAGCGAAUAGCCAGCUACAGUCACUGCAAGACAAGUAUGAGAUUGUGCUGGAUGACAUGUCAUCUCAGGUGGCGAGAAAGGGACAGCAUGAGAAAGAGCUGAAAGGACUAAGCAAGGAAAUAUUGUGGCUUAGAGCCAGACUGUCAAGAGAGGAAAAAUUUAGGAAGGAUCUCGCUUGGAGUAAAGGAAUCAUGGAGCUUGGGGAACGGGUUAGGAUUGCUUGUAAUGAAAUGGACCUAAAGAUGAUUGCGGAAAUGGGAGUUGAACCCGGCCUCGCUGGGACAGAGUUUGAUGCGAGAAAGAAAUUUAGAAGCGUUGCUUUUGCAAUCAUGGCAACAUCCCGUAUGCAAAAGAUGGCAUCCGAAUGGAGAAAAUCGCGGAAAAUUCGCGAAGGUUUACGGAAAGCAAAGAGUGAGCUGGUAAGACGAAGAGAACUCGCCAGGAAUGCCUCUGUACCCGGGCUGUUGGGUUGA
Molecule: messenger RNA, 3246 nt
Organism: Uncinocarpus reesii 1704
Lineage: Eukaryota; Fungi; Ascomycota; Eurotiomycetes; Onygenales; Onygenaceae
Exons: 3
Coding region: 1-3246 (1081 amino acids)
Cellular component (GO): microtubule organizing center
Source: RefSeq, a predicted model, not a curated record